Molecule: messenger RNA, 4677 nt
Organism: Coregonus clupeaformis (lake whitefish)
Lineage: Eukaryota; Metazoa; Chordata; Actinopteri; Salmoniformes; Salmonidae
Product: regulator of nonsense transcripts 1
Exons: 23
Coding region: 181-3492 (1103 amino acids)
Biological process (GO): nuclear-transcribed mRNA catabolic process, nonsense-mediated decay
Cellular component (GO): cytoplasm
Molecular function (GO): DNA binding; RNA helicase activity; RNA binding
Source: RefSeq, a predicted model, not a curated record
GGUGUUACGUCAUUACUUCGAGUGGGAGUUGAGGCUAACGAGGCCGUGUGUUCUCAGUUUAUUCAUGUACUUAGGUUUUUCGAUAUUUGUUCGUUUAAUUUUGGCAGGAAUAUCUACACAUUGCUGCGUUAGCUAUCGAAUUUAAAAUAGAAUUCUGAAAUAUCACUGUUGGUGUAGAAAAUGAGUGUUGAGGCGUACGGGCCGAGCUCGCAGACUCUCACGUUCCUGGACACGGAGGAAGCGGAGUUGCUUGGAGCGGAUACCCAGGGUUCGGAGUAUGAGUUCACGGAUUUUACUCUGCCGAGCCAGACUCAAACAGGCCAAACGCAGAGUCAGUUGGACAACCAGGCGAAUGGGCCUGAUGGAGUUCUGCAGAAUGGGGAUGACCCUGUUGUGAAAGCAAGUCAACUUCUUGCAGAGUUGAACUUUGAAGAAGAUGAGGAAGACAGCUAUUAUACUAAAGACCUCCCAGUUCAUGCAUGCAGUUACUGUGGCAUUCACGAUCCUGCUUGCGUGGUGUAUUGCAACACCAGCAAGAAGUGGUUUUGCAAUGGACGUGGCAAUACGUCUGGCAGCCACAUUGUGAACCACCUGGUCAGAGCCAAGUCCAAGGAGGUGACUCUGCACAAGGACGGUCCUCUGGGGGAGACGGUGCUGGAGUGCUACAACUGUGGCUGUCGCAACGUCUUCCUCCUGGGCUUCAUCCCUGCCAAGGCAGACUCUGUGGUGGUACUGCUUUGCAGGCAGCCAUGUGCCAGUCAGAGCAGUCUGAAGGACAUCAACUGGGACAGCUCCCAGUGGCAGCCGCUGAUCCAGGACCGCUGCUUCCUGUCCUGGCUGGUUAAGAUCCCCUCAGAGCAGGAGCAGCUCCGGGCCCGCCAGAUCACCGCCCAGCAGAUAAACAAGCUGGAGGAGCUCUGGAAGGAAAACCCCACAGCCACUCUGGAGGACCUGGAGAAGCCCGGCGUGGACGAGGAGCCUCAGCACGUGUUGCUGCGCUAUGAGGAUGCCUACCAGUACCAGAACAUCUUUGGCCCCCUGGUCAAACUGGAGGCCGACUACGAUAAGAAACUCAAAGAGUCCCAGACCCAAGACAAUAUAACUGUCAGGUGGGACUUGGGACUCAAUAAAAAGCGGAUUGCUUAUUUCAGCCUUCCCAAGACGGACUCAGGUGACAUGCGCCUGAUGCAGGGUGAUGAGAUUUGCCUGAGGUAUAAGGGAGACCUUGCCCCACUCUGGAAAGGCAUUGGACAUGUCAUCAAAGUCCCAGACAACUAUGGUGAUGAGAUAGCCAUUGAGCUGAGGAGCAGUGCUGGGGCUCCCGUGGAAGUACCACAUAACUUCCAGGUUGACUUUGUGUGGAAAUCCACCUCCUUUGACCGGAUGCAGAGUGCCCUGAAGACCUUUGCCGUGGAUGAGACCUCUGUGUCCGGGUACAUCUACCACAAGCUGCUGGGUCACGAGGUGGAGGACGUGGUCAUCAAGUGUCAGCUGCCCAAACGCUUCACCGCCCAGGGCUUGCCUGACCUCAACCACUCACAGGUGUAUGCUGUGAAGACUGUGCUGCAGCGUCCUCUCAGUCUCAUCCAGGGGCCCCCUGGCACUGGGAAAACUGUCACCUCCGCCACUGUAGUGUAUCACCUGGCCAGACAGGGCAACGGGCCUGUGCUGGUGUGCGCUCCCAGUAACAUUGCGGUAGACCAGCUGACUGAGAAGAUCCACAUGUCAGGUCUGAAAGUGGUGAGGCUGUCUGCCAAGAGCAGAGAGGCCAUCGACUCCCCUGUGUCCUUCCUGGCUCUGCACAACCAGAUCCGCAACAUGGACAGUAUACCAGAGCUUCAGAAGCUCCAGCAGCUGAAGGACGAGACUGGGGAGCUGUCCUCCUCUGAUGAGAAGCGCUACAGGGCCCUGAAGCGCACCGCCGAGAGGGAACUACUCAUGAAUGCUGACGUGAUCUGCUGUACCUGUGUGGGGGCAGGAGACCCCCGCCUGGCCAAGAUGCAGUUCCGCUCAAUCCUCAUCGAUGAGAGCACCCAGGCCACUGAGCCAGAGUGUAUGGUGCCUGUCAUACUGGGGGCCAAGCAGCUGAUCCUGGUGGGAGACCACUGCCAGCUGGGUCCAGUAGUGAUGUGUAAAAAGGCAGCCAAGGCAGGCCUGUCCCAGUCCCUGUUUGAGCGUCUGGUGGUGCUGGGCAUCAGGCCCAUCCGUCUGCAGGUGCAGUACCGUAUGCACCCGGCCCUCAGCGCCUUCCCCUCCAACAUCUUCUAUGAGGGCUCCCUGCAGAACGGAGUCACCGCAGCUGACCGCAUCAAGAAAGGCUUUGACUUCCAGUGGCCACAGCCAGACAAGCCCAUGUUCUUCUACGUGACCCUGGGCCAGGAGGAAAUCGCAAGCUCUGGAACCUCCUAUCUAAACAGGACUGAGGCUUCCAACGUGGAGAAGAUCACCACCAGGCUGCUGAAGGCUGGGGCCAAGCCUGACCAGAUAGGGAUCAUCACCCCCUACGAGGGCCAGCGGUCCUACCUGGUGCAGUACAUGCAGUUUAGUGGCUCCCUCCACACCAAGCUCUACCAGGAGGUGGAGAUAGCCAGCGUUGAUGCGUUCCAGGGCAGAGAGAAGGACUUCAUCAUCCUGUCCUGUGUCAGAGCCAACGAGCACCAGGGCAUCGGCUUCCUCAACGACCCGCGCCGUCUCAACGUGGCUCUCACCAGGGCCAGGUAUGGGGUUAUCAUUGUGGGCAACCCCAAAGCCCUGUCCAAGCAGCCUCUGUGGAACCACCUGCUCAACUACUACAAGGAGCAGAAGGUUCUGGUGGAGGGACCCCUCAACAACCUGAGAGAGAGCCUCAUGCAGUUCAGCAAGCCCCGCAAGCUAGUCAACGCCAUCAACCCUGGGGGCCGUUUCAUGAGCACAGCCAUGUAUGAUGCCAGAGAGGCUCUUAUUCCUGGAUCUGUGUAUGACCGCAGCAACACUGGACGUACAUCCAACAUGUACUUCCAGACCCACGACCAGAUCGGCAUGAUUGGCCCGGGCCCCAUGGCCUCCAUGAACAUCCCCAUCCCCUUCAACCUGGUCAUGCCUCCCAUGCCCCCGCCAGGCUACCUGGGCCAGGUCAACGGCCCCCAAGCAGGCCGUGGUGGAGGUAUGAAGGGUAAGGCAGGCGGCGGAGGGGCGCGAGGUGGGCGCCAGAGGAGCCGUGGCAUGGGGAACCACGGCGGGGGCAGCGUGCAUCAGGGCCUCAUGAGUGGCAGCCAGGCCAGCCAGGACCUGGGCUCCCAGCCCUUCUCCCAGGGACCACUCACCCAGGGCUACAUCACCAUGAGCCAGCCCUCCCAGAUGAGCCAGCCUGGCCUCUCCCAGCCUGAACUCUCUCAGGACAGCUACCUUGGCGAUGAGUUCAAGUCCCAGAUUGACGUGGCCCUCUCCCAAGACUCCACCUACCAAGGGGAAAGAGCCUAUCAACAUGGUGUGACUGGACUGUCCCAGUACUAGAGUGUUGUGGGAAAAGGAGCUAAGCCUGUGCUGAGCUUAGUUCGUCGGCAUUUUAAUCUGGGUAAUAUUUAAAAAAAGAACAAACAUGGAUACCCGUUUUCCACUGCUACAACUGAAGCACCACUGUGUGAAAGCAACAGGAAAGAGACCGAGAGAAACCAACCAAUCACAAGAGUGAGAGCAAAAUGGGGGUAGAGCUGGACAGACGAGAGAGGAGGAGGGAGAGAGAAGGCGCUGCUCGCACACUGAGAAAAGGAGAAGCAGCAUACGCCCGGGUAGCACCGUCGGAGCGACGAGCCCUUCGAUGAUGAGUCGAGGGGUGAAAGGUCGUGGAUCCUCAUUGGGGACACAGGAGUCACAUCCCUGCCACCUCUCCUCCACACCAAAAGUUUGUUGGCUGAGGACAUUGUUCUCGGAGCAGAGAGACUGAGAAGAGGAGUUCUCACACCCCUCCAACCUCACUCUACAAAACCGCCUCCUGCCAGACAGAGAGGGAAAGAAGGGGAGGAAACUCUUGAAGCAGUCAGUCGAUUUGGGAAAAAUUCUAACCUCAAAGUUGAUCCGUGCUCAUGCUCUGCAUUUGAACAUGUUUGAGAGAAAGAAGGAGAGAGGGUUUGGGCAGACCAAAAGUGGUCUUGUUGAAUGUCUCAAACGGAAUCAAAUGGUGCAGGAGCCGGAAGAAUACUGACCAUUCAUCUUUUUCAACUUUGAGUUGGAAAGUUUUCUACAUGAGGUCUGUUGUCGCAGAUGUUCUGAAACGGAAAGCUGGUGAAUUUCACUGGCUUUCCGCUCUGGUCUUUCUGAAGGAAAGUGGUGGAAUGGCUCUUGAAACAAUUAAAGGAAAACAUUAUUGUCUCGAGAUCUGAAGUGGUGGACUUGAAAGAUCUGUAGUUUGCGAGACAAGUUAGAGUUUUUUUCUUAAGUCUAUCUUUCUGUAGUAGAGUAAAAAGAACACCAUAACCAACUUAUUGUAAUCACUUGCUCUUUAAAAUGACCUCCAAAUUAUUAGUUUAAAAAUAAUCACAGCUCCACAUAUAUGUAAUGCCACAAAGAAAGCACUUGUAGAACGCACUUAUCUUUUGCAUGGCUACAUGGCUAAUUCAUUAAUCCACAGUAAGCAGGGAGGUUUUCCUUAGAGCUCCAAGUUUAAACAUGAAAUGAUGUAUUAAAUCAUGUUUUCCUUUA